CCAUACGAAUGCGUAGCGAGACGCGAGUAUCAGACCAGUCUCGUCUCUUCUAUAUUCCUUUCACUCACUCGUCACAUUCACAAUUUCACAUUGUACUUCCGAGAGUUUCAGUGUUGAGUAAUAUAAUUAUCGCUUGUACAAUUAAUUAUAAAACAAAUUGUUACAAUCAAACGUUUUACUGUUGAAAAAGGGAAAUUUCCAUUCUUUGUGCAUCAAUCGAUUAUUGAAUAUCACGCCGAGUCAUUCAACAAGUUCAACUAUUACAUAUUCAUAAAAAAUUUUUUUUAAUCUCUUCCACCUGUAAUAGUUUUGAGAGAAGAAAUUAGAAAAAAAUGGAGCUCAUAAGACCGGACAAUCCGUCAAAGUGCACGUGGAAGGCAAAUUCUACGGAUAGUCCUCAUACAAAUCGUAGCAAAGCCGCUGACAGAAAAACCACAUUACCAAAUAUUUUAGAAGCAGUUGGUCAAACUCCAAUGGUACGAUUGAAUAAAAUUCCCAAGGAACACGGAAUAAAAUGCGAAAUGUUUGUGAAAUGCGAGUACAUGAAUCCAGGUGGUUCAGUGAAAGAUAGAAUAGCAGUGAGAAUGAUUCAGGAUGCUGAGGAAAAAGGUUUAUUAAAACCGGGUUGCACUAUAAUUGAGCCAACAAGUGGAAAUACAGGAAUUGGUCUUGCAAUGGCAGCUGCUGCAAAAGGAUACAAAUGUAUAAUCGUAAUGCCACAGAAAAUGUCGAAUGAAAAACUUUAUACGCUUCAAGCACUUGGCGCACAAGUUGUAAGAACACCAACGGAAGCUGCCUGGAAUAGUCCCGAAGGUCACAUUGCAGUAUCGCAAAAAUUACAAAGAUCAAUUCCCGACAGCGUUAUUCUCGAUCAAUACACUAAUGCGGGAAAUCCGUUGGCGCAUUAUGAUAAUACAGCAAUGGAGAUUUUUGAGCAAGCUGGAGGGAAAAUAGAUUAUUUGGUCGCUGGAGCAGGAACUGGAGGUACUAUUAGCGGUAUUGGUCGUAAGUUUCGCGAAUUAUCGCCUAGUACAAAAAUAGUUGCUGUUGACCCAGAAGGCAGUAUUCUCGCUGAUCCUCCAGAAUUAAAUAAAACUCCGGUUACAUUUUAUGAAGUCGAAGGAAUUGGAUAUGAUUUUGUACCCACUGUUUUGGAUAAUAAAGUCAUUGAUAUGUGGAUAAAAUCGAACGAUUGCGAAUCAUUUAUUGCUGCGCGGAGUUUAAUAAAAGAUGAGGGUCUUCUCGUCGGAGGAAGUAGUGGAGCAAAUUUAUCGUCUGCCUUGAAAUUGGCGAAAAAUUUACCGGAAGACAAACGUGUUGUUGUCCUAUUGCCUGAUGGAAUUCGAAAUUAUAUGACGAAAUUCAUAUCCGAUUAUUGGAUGGAAAGUCGAGGAUUUUUGAAUCCUCCAGAGCCGGUAGAAAGCAAUAAAUGGUGGUGGAAUCUUCCAGUAUCCUCUAUUCAUUUUAGUAAACCAACUAGUUUAUCAAAAGAAUCAACUUGCGAGGACGCUAUUAACAUUCUUCAGGAUGGAAAGUUUCAUCAGCUACCAAUCGUUGAUCAGAAAAACGAAAUCUUGGGUUUCGUUUCAUUAAACGAAAUUUUAAGUUCAUUGAUAUCAGGAAAAGCAGUGAAAACAGACAACGCAGAAAAAAUAAUGUCCAAUCAAUAUCGAAAAGUAGUUUUAUCAACUUCUCUCGGUCGUCUUUCGAGAAUGCUUGAAAAGGAACAUUUCGCUGUGAUUUUAGAUGAACAUAAUGACGGAGCAUUUGUUGGAAUUGCAAGUCAAAUAGAUUUACUUGAAUUUAUUAAUAAAGGUCAAACUAGUAAUGGCGAGGUACACACAAAUGGCACAAAGUGUACCAUUGUAAAUUCUAGUAAAAACGGUAAUUAAUAUCCACAAUUAAUUACCAAUUAAUGUACACGCUGUGUGAACUUUGGGUGACAAAAUCAGUUUAAUUUUAUUUACACAGUUGAUUCAUUUUUAUUUUUUUAUGAAGUUUUAUUUCAUUUGUUUGAAUCUCAAUAUCGUUUCAAAAGAUAUGUUUUUUCAGUAAAGUUAUUGCAGUAAAGUUAUUGCAGGGA
Molecule: messenger RNA, 2083 nt
Organism: Leptopilina heterotoma
Lineage: Eukaryota; Metazoa; Arthropoda; Insecta; Hymenoptera; Figitidae
Product: cystathionine beta-synthase
Exons: 6
Coding region: 333-1892 (519 amino acids)
Cellular component (GO): cytoplasm
Molecular function (GO): cystathionine beta-synthase activity; cysteine synthase activity
Source: RefSeq, a predicted model, not a curated record